Molecule: messenger RNA, 1256 nt
Organism: Phragmites australis (common reed)
Lineage: Eukaryota; Viridiplantae; Streptophyta; Magnoliopsida; Poales; Poaceae
Product: mitochondrial outer membrane import complex protein METAXIN-like
Exons: 6
Coding region: 44-1057 (337 amino acids)
Biological process (GO): mitochondrion organization
Cellular component (GO): SAM complex
Source: RefSeq, a predicted model, not a curated record
AACCCUUGGGAACUUGCCGAAUCCCCAGCCCUGGCUCCCGGCGAUGGCGGCGGCGGCGGAGUGGGAGGAGGCGGCGCGGAAGGUGCUGGUGGCGCGGAAGGUGCUGGUGGCGCGGAAGCCCGCCUUCGGGCUCCCCACAUCCUGCCCGACCUGCCUCCCCGUUCUCCUCUACCUCCGCAUGGCCCAGGUCCCCUUCGACAUCCACGUCGAUUCCUCCUUCCCCGACGCCGAUCACAUACCAUAUGUUGAAUUUGGCGAUUGCGUGGCAUUCAACAAUGAAAAAGGAGGUGUAAUUGAAUAUCUUAAGGAGGAGAAAAUCGUCGACUUGAACUCAAAGCUGCCCAGUGUUUCUCAAUCUGAUGUACUACCUACAAAGGCCAUGGUUUUGACCUGGCUUGGAGAUGCUUUGCAAUAUGAACUCUGGGUGGUUACUGAUGGAAGCAUUGCGCAUGAUAUCUACUUUUCUGAUCUCCCCUGGCCCAUCGGAAAGCUACUCCAUUGGAAGAAAACUAGAGAUGUGAAGCAACUUCUGGGUAUAACAAAGCUUAAUGCUGCGGAAAAAGAAGAGGAGAUAUACCAGAAGGCAAGUGCUGCAUAUGAUGCAUUGUCUUUGAGAUUGGGGGAUCAAGUCUUUCUAUUUGACAGUAGCCCUACAGAUGUUGAUGCUCUUUUCCUUGGACAUGCUCUUUUUGUUCUCAACGCAUUACCUGAAACAUCUGUGCUGAGAAGCACUUUGCAGAAGCAUGAUAACCUGGUGAACUUUGCCGAGCAUCUCAAGGUCCAAUUGCUGGAAGUUGCUUCAUCAGCAGCAGGAUUAGGAACAUCACCUGAUCCAUCAUCAUCCUCCACACCCAAGAAAAGAGCAUCUUCUGGCAGAAGUUAUAAGCCAAAACCCAGAGCUAAGAAGGAACGGACAGAGGAGGAAAAGACAUUCAGGCGAAGAGCAAAGUAUUUCCUUGCAACACAACUUGUUGCAGUUCUUGUGUUCCUAUCACUGAUGGGUGGGGUUGAUAGUUCUGAGCUAGACGAUGACGAUGGUGUAGAUUAUGAAGAUUAAAUCCUCUCUGUUGUACUCCGUUGUGGUGCAUUGAGAAUGUGUUCCCUUGGUUAGUCAGAGGUAUCUUACAUUUCAUAUAGUAGCUAGGAAGGAAUGCACUGAGUUGGUUAGCCAUCGGCAGUUUCGUAAUUACUUGAGAUGUGGAACAUAUUUGAUGUACCCAACUAUAAGCAUUUUCCAAUUGUAUCAUUUUCAGGGA